Messenger RNA from Eurypyga helias (sunbittern), 1297 nucleotides. It is a transcript of the gene ST3GAL6, whose product is annotated as ST3 beta-galactoside alpha-2,3-sialyltransferase 6. NCBI's taxonomy places the organism in Eukaryota, Metazoa, Chordata, Aves, Eurypygiformes, Eurypygidae. The transcript is spliced from 10 exons. The record is from RefSeq and is a predicted model, not a curated record. Gene Ontology annotation, molecular function: beta-galactoside alpha-2,3-sialyltransferase activity. Gene Ontology annotation, biological process: glycolipid biosynthetic process. Bases 1 to 1062 code for a protein of 353 amino acids.
AUGAAACGAAUUCUUCUGUUUUUUAUCCUGGCAGCAGCUCUUAUGUAUGGUAUACUGCAUGGAAAUCUGUGGAGAAACAACCUCAACUGGAUUAGCUUUCAUGGACAGACUUCCUCUGUGAGGGCUCCUCCUUCCUAUGAGCCUAGCGGAGUUACCCAGCUGCCGCCUACGGCCAUGGGGCGAAGGAACACGCUGGACACUUGUCUCCUGAAACCAGCAUUUGAAUCUUUAGUGGGUGUUGACAAAAUAUACCCGUUCCUGUGUGCUAAUGAUUUUAUCAGAGUGGCGGAGUUCCAUGGGAGCGAUAAGUUUGAACUACCUUACGGAAUAAAGAGAGCAGAACAAUUUUUUCGUUUAGCCCUUUCAAGACUGCAGAACUGUGGACUUUCCAGUGAAGAUGAUGACAGGGUUGCCUGUCGACGGUGUAUUGUGGUCGGUAAUGGAGGAGUACUUCGAAAUAAGACAUUAGGGGAGAAAAUUGACUCCUAUGACGUGAUAAUAAGGAUGAAUAACGGCCCUGUUAUAGGGUACGAAGAGGAUGUUGGGAGGAGGACGACUUUCCGCCUCUCUUACCCGGAAUCCAUCUUCUCCGAUCCGAUCCACUAUGACCCUAAUACGACAGUUGUUCUCAUUGUCUUCAAACCCCGUGACUUGAAGUGGCUUUGGGAGAUACUGAGUGGUCAGAAAAUAAGUGCUAAAGGCUUUUGGAAGAAACCAGCUCUGAACAUGAUAUACAAAUCUAGUCAAAUCAGGGUUCUUGAUCCCAGCAUCACCAGGAAAACGGCUUAUGAAUGGCUUGGUUUCCCUACAAGGUUUCCCAAAAAAGAGAAACCCAAGCAUCCAACGACAGGGCUCAUUGCCAUUACACUCGCGUUUCACAUAUGCCAUGAGGUUCACCUGGCAGGCUUCAAGUACGACUUCACUGACAAGAACAGUUCCUUGCACUACUACGGCAACGAGACGAUGUCUCAGAUGAUGCAGAACGAAUACCACAACAUCAAUGCUGAGCAGAAAUUUUUGAAGAACCUUAUAGACAAGAACUUUGUGGUCAAUUUGACGUGAAAGCUGGAUGGAAAAUACGGACAAUCAUUAUUUUCCAGAUACAAAAAACUUUUAUUUUUUGUAUGACAGUUUUAUUUUUUAAGUGCAGCAUAACUGUUUACUGUUGAAAAGGAGCACAGAAGCCUCAGCAAGGCAGAAGUGUCUUCUAAGCCUGAGGGUAAUGGGCUAUUGCAAACAGUUAACUGAAUUUCUGUGAAGUUAUUAAAUAACGGGGAAACCAUGAAACUUUCAGCUG